AUGAAAGACAAAACAGAGGUGGAGCACGUAUCCCCUUACUCAUCCCACAAUGAUCAUAUGGUAGAAGAUGACAACCACAAUGACUUGUUUAAUGAAAAACCAGAUUUGUCUUGGCCAUCAAUCAAACAUUAUUUUGCCACAAGAAUACCAAACAUGUUAGACUUGCCCUUGUAUCAUCAAGAAAAAAAAUGGUAUCAAGUAGUAAACCCAAUACCUGGUUUGAAAGAAAUGACAGCAUUGGACUGGAAUUUCUACGGGCUAGGAUUUCUUGCAUGGUCGCUAGAUUCAAUGGAUUUUUUUUGUGUUUCUGUGUCAGCUUCGGAAAUUGCUGCUACUUUGAAAGUAAGUGUGACUGAUAUAACUUGGGGUGUGACUUUGGUAUUGAUGCUUAGAUCAGUAGGAGCAAUCAUUUUCGGUAUUGCUGCUGACAAGUUUGGUCGAAAAUGGUGCUAUAUAACGAUAUUGUUCCUUUUCAUUGUUGUUGAGAUAGGUACCGGAUUCGUGCAGACAUACAAGCAAUUUCUUGGAGUGAGGGCAAUGUUUGGUAUCUUGAUGGGGGCAAUGUAUCCUAUUGCUAUGGUGACGGCAAUUGAAGGACAACCAACAGUUGCAAGGUCGGUAUUAUCGGGAUUAUUCUUACCUGGUUACUCAUUCGGUUACAUUUUAGCAAUGGUGUUCUAUAGGGCUUUCUCGGGCACUUACAAAGAAGGUGAAGGUUGGAGGAGCUUGUUCUGGUUCAGUGCUGGAUUAAGUGUGUUGUUGAUUGCUUGGAGACUUGUUAUUCCUGAAUCCCCCGAUUUCAUUAAAUUAAAAGAAAAGAAGAAACGGUUCAAUGAAAAGAAUAAAGUCAAACAUAAACUCAUUGACAUGAGUGUUUUACAAACGUUGAAAACAGAGUGGUUGUUGUUUAUUUACCUUAUUUUCUUGUACAGCGGGUGGAACUUCACUACACAUGGUUCACAAGACUUGUAUGUUACAAUGUUGACAAAACAGUUUGAUGUUAGUUUAAACACCAAAACGGUUAUUGUUGUUGUGAGUAACCUUGGAGGAAUGAUUGGUGGUAUCAUAAUGGGUUCAGCUUCAGAACUUUUUGGACGAAGACUUACGGUUAUCAUUUGCAUGAUCUGGAAUGGAGCUUUUGUAUACCCAUCUUUCUUCAAUGCAAAUAGGAAUUGGUGGGCUUACGUUUUUUUGAAUGGUGGUGUUAUGGGUGCAUGGGGUAUUUCAUCAGUUUAUUUGCUAGAGGUUGUGAAUAAAGCCAAUAGGGCAUUAAUCUCAGGUUUGGCUUAUCAGUUGGGUAAUUUAGUCAGUUCAGCUAGUGCCACCAUUGAGGCUCGUAUUGGAGAGAGAUUCCCACUUGAAGGUGGUGCUGGAGACAUGUACGAUUACGGUAAGGUGAUGUGUAUCUUUUGUGGUGCGGUUUUCGGCUACAUGAUAAUAUGUGUCUUGGUAGGACCCGAAAAGUUCCACAAUAAUUUGCAUGUGACUGACGAUGAUGAAGUGCAGCUCGAAGAAGGAAGCAUUGAAGAUGAUGUAAGGUCAGAUAAAAAGAUUUAG
Messenger RNA from Lodderomyces parapsilosis, 1557 nucleotides. RefSeq lists its product as uncharacterized. The record is from RefSeq and is a predicted model, not a curated record. Bases 1 to 1557 code for a protein of 518 amino acids. NCBI's taxonomy places the organism in Eukaryota, Fungi, Ascomycota, Pichiomycetes, Serinales, Debaryomycetaceae. The transcript has a single exon. Gene Ontology annotation, cellular component: plasma membrane. Gene Ontology annotation, molecular function: secondary active monocarboxylate transmembrane transporter activity. Gene Ontology annotation, biological process: plasma membrane lactate transport.